Molecule: messenger RNA, 805 nt
Organism: Alternaria rosae
Lineage: Eukaryota; Fungi; Ascomycota; Dothideomycetes; Pleosporales; Pleosporaceae
Exons: 2
Coding region: 151-474 (107 amino acids)
Source: RefSeq, a predicted model, not a curated record
ACAGGGGUAUCGGCCCCCGCAAUUGCCGCCCUCAUCUUCGCCACCCAAACAUCAACACGGGCUUGAUAAGGCCUGUCGCAUCCCGCGAGUCCCUGCAUAUUAUCCUUCCUGCGGCUAUAACUUUUGUUUUGCAAAGUACAGCGAAUAAACAUGCCCAAGUUCUUUAAGCGCAUCUUCAGCGAUGCUUUGUUCCGGAAAGAGCCGGACGUCAGCGACAUGCAGCGAUCGCGGCGCGUGCUGGUGAGGAGCUCAGGAGGCAUGCCAGAGGAACAGACGAACUGGAGAACAUCGUUUUUCGAUAUUCAGGUUCAGGACGAGGAGCGUCGUGCGUUGAGGGAUGGGGCAAGUGUAGCCGGUAGCGACAUGCACGCCGCCGAACGACCUAUUCUAGCACCGAACCACGAUCAAAUACCAGCGCGCAAGCCGAGUCGCGCUCGGAGAAGGCUCAGCAAGAGGCAUCGAAGGCCCGCUUGAAACGGGUUUGGAGGCCCUCGCAGCGUCAAUACGACCACAUGCUGGCAUGAUGGAAGUACGAUAGCAUAGUGCUAAAACGAGACACGUAACCCUGCACGAGCGGCAUCCUCCAAUGCGAUGGAUUAUGCCAUGAUCGAAAUGGCUACGAUAGUAGCAUCCCUGGCGCAGCCGCAGCCUGGCAGGGCAGCUACGCACGGCGGUGAAGGCAAAUGGAGGGAUUUCCAUAUCACACUAUUCUAGAUGAACUCGUCCGCGUUCAUCGUUUAUCUGGGAUAUCAGUUGUUUACUCGCAACGACAGCCUCCUUAGGAUAAGACGAAGGAUCAGAAGAA